Molecule: messenger RNA, 2079 nt
Organism: Cryptotermes secundus
Lineage: Eukaryota; Metazoa; Arthropoda; Insecta; Blattodea; Kalotermitidae
Gene: Scox
Product: protein SCO1 homolog, mitochondrial
Exons: 5
Coding region: 234-1031 (265 amino acids)
Biological process (GO): mitochondrial respiratory chain complex IV assembly; intracellular copper ion homeostasis
Cellular component (GO): mitochondrial inner membrane
Molecular function (GO): copper ion binding; copper chaperone activity
Source: RefSeq, a predicted model, not a curated record
UGGUUGUGGUCGUUUGGGUUAUGUUUAAGUGUGAUAGAAAUUAGUUAUUUCUCUGGUUUGAUUAAAAUGCCUUGUGAUUAUUACUACAAGAUAGAAUUACGUCUGCAAAUGCUGUGUAACAUUCAGUAUACUAAAUAAGAACUUUUGUCUUGAGGAAAGUUAAUAGAACAGCCUGACGUUCCCUAACCUUGGUUAUCAAAUGAAGUGUGGUCUAUAAUUUUACAUAUUAGAUCAUGUCGUUUUAUAUUACAAGGCAACGAUUAAUCUCACAUGUCAGAGAUGUCAUUGCGGGUUCUUUGUCGCGUAAAAAAAUUGACACACCUGAAUUUACAAGAACAUAUUGCAAUGCUACACUUCCACCAAGAAAACCCAAGGAAUCGAAAAGUCCCAUAACCUGGAGGAGUCUUUCUGUAACAGCUGUAAUUGGAGGAGGGUUGUUGGCAUUUAUGUUAUAUGUGAAGCGUGAGAAAGAAAUUGCAAUUCAAAAGGAACGAAAACGGCAGCUUGGGAAGGCAGCCAUUGGGGGUCAUUUUGAAUUAGUAGACCAUAAUAAUGAACUUCGUAAGAGUGAAGACUUCAUAGGCCAAUGGCUUCUGAUUUAUUUUGGAUUUACACAUUGUCCAGAUAUAUGUCCCGAUGAACUUGAAAAAAUGGCAGCUGUUGUGAAGAAGCUUGAUUUGGAGGAGAAUGUCCCCAAAGUUCAGCCCCUAUUUAUAACUGUGGAUCCACUGAGGGACACACCACAAAUUGUGCAAAAGUAUGUACAGGAAUUCUCCUCUCGGAUCCUGGGCUUGACGGGGACUACCGAGCAGGUGGAGAAGGCAUGCAAAGCAUACAGAGUGUACUUCAGUGCAGGCCCAAGAGAUGAGGAGAAGGACUAUAUUGUUGACCAUACAAUUAUCAUGUACCUUGUGAAUCCAGAUGGAGAAUUUGUAGACUAUUUUGGACAGAACCGGCAAGUGGAAGAGAUUGUCACCAGUAUCAGGGUGAACAUGGCAAAAUGGGAUCAGCUGCACAGUAGCUGGUUCUGAAGUUAUAAAAGGAAUUGCCCUCAGUGGAUGUACUGUUGGUCUCAGGUGUUGACCUUUUUUACGUACAGUGCAUUAUUAAGUUUCCAUAACAGUAUUCUGCAAAUACUGAAGGAAGGUAUACAUAUGAAGUUUUAUUCCUGCCUUCUGUUGUUUUGGUUUAUAUAAUUAAGCUUUGGUAUCUCCUGGAUUGUUUUGCCUUGACCAGACAAAUAAAUUUUACUUCAUGCAUCAGCAGUUCCUGGAGCCUGUUAUUUUAAGAUAAUUCUGAGAUUCUAUCUAAAUGUCUGCAUUUCAGUCAUUAGUUGCUCAGCCCCUGAAAAGGACGGUGGAUUUUAUUCUCCUUACGUCUACUUACAGAGUGGCUCCUCAUCUGCUCAAUUUUUGAUUGGUACCAUUGAUGCUCCGACCAAAAAUAAGUUGGCUGGUACAUGAAACUGAUCACUUACCUCUGUUUUAGAGAUUAGAUACUCCCCAGUACACCCAUUUACAUGCUGAACAGGUCUGACCAAAUUAACCAGCAUUAAUUCUUUGAGGCAAUAAUUGCCAGAUGUUAGUGCAGAAAAAUUUAGUACUCAUUCCAUCUUUCAUAAUGUGAAUGUUAAAUUUUUAGGAAUGAAUGCAACUCUGAGUGUCUCUUAUCUUUGGCAUGUCUGCCUGCAUGUAACAUUUCUGCCUUUUGAAUGGAAUUUCAUGAAACUGAAUAAUGGAAAUCCCUACUAAAAUUUGUAAAUCAGAUUUUAAUCCAUGACUGUUUUGCUACUGUUUACAGCUGCAGUUUGACAAUUGGAAAGUUCAGACACUCAUUUGACCUUUAAGACAUUGUGCUUCUGUGGCAUAUGCUGUGUCGUGCAGACACAAAUGUAAGGAAUUAAGAUGAAAGGUAAAAGUUGCCCUUGUGCAGUGUAUGCAUGGUGAUGGGGCCAUUAGGUGAAGCUCCCUGCUGUAGCUUAGCUUAGUCUUGGUACUGAAUGGAGGUAAAUGAUUAGCUUCACACUCUUAUAACUUUACACCACAGGAAAACAGUCACUGACACCAACAGGAUAUGAGA